UCCACACAACUACAGUGCCCUGGUCAAAUGUUUUUGUUUGUUGUGUUAUUUUAUUUUUCGCGUUUUUAAAGUGUUUUAAAUUAAAGUUUGAAGUGCAAUGGAGCUGCCGAAAGAGUUGUCCAUUUCGGAGAUCCGUAAUUACAUGUUGGCAAACGAUUGCAAAGUGACAAAUCACGCGUUGGUGAAGCACUUUAAGAAAUUCCUCACCCAUCCGCAGUCCCAAAAUGAGGCUCGCAAGCGUUUCAAGACCUAUGUCACACUGCUGUCCACGAUCAAGAACGAGAACAAUCAGAAGUUUUUGAUAUUGCGCAAGAAAUAUGUGAAUGAAUGUCCCACGGAGGAAGUUGUGGAGCGUGCAGUUGCCGCUGCAUCCAGUAACCCAGAGCCCUCAAGUCCAGGCGGAGGAUCGCUGAACUUUGACUCUCCCAUGAGGCAGCCACCACCGUAUAAACCCCCUCCAAUGGUCACGUCUCCGCCUGCUGUUUCCAUUACCAAGGAGCACCAAGAAAACUAUCAGGAAUGCGUGGACGAAUUUACGGCUGCUAUAAAGCGCAUAGAACCUGCCCGUUUGGAGAAGCAGCCGUCGAUUAAGUCAGAGGAUCCGGAUCCUCAGGAGAAACCACCAUCUUCCCGAUCCAACUCCAUCGAUGUGACCGACAACAAGGAGAAUAUACCUCGUUUCUCCUUCUCAUCGGAGGCAUCGACGGAUUCCUCUUCCAAUGAAAAGCCGGAGAAGACCGAUCUUAAUACUCCCUCCGGCGAGGGCGAUGUGGCCGAGAAUCCCAUCAGCGUAAAGGAGGCCACGCGCAAGUUCAACCGGAUGGCAUCUGAAGAGGAGGCUAAAAUCAUAUCGCCGCCAGCCAAGAAGAAGCCAGAGAAGCAAUUUAUCGAGGAGAAGGAUUCACCGGAGGUUACACUGUCGCAUCCCAAGGCAAAGGAGUGGAUCGUUUCGAUGGCUAAGGCUAAUUAUCAGGAGUUGGCCAAGAUGGCCAGCGAGUACCCGGAACUGGUUAAGCUGCAGUGUCCAGCGACGGUAAGUUUAUAACCAUUUUAAAACUUAUCCUUAAAUGUUAGUAUAAAAACUAGUUAGUACCUAUUAGCCACCAUCUAGCAAUUUAAUGCAAAUGAUUGCACAUACAAACCGUUUUCACGUUAUAAAACAAAACCAUUGACACGUUACUUCUGCAACCAUCUUUUCUUAGCCGUCAAGGACUUUUAGUUUUGGCCAGAACUUAAACCUGUUUUAAUCGAAAUUCAUUAUCUGCACAAAGUUAAAAUAAUAACCACAAGGGUGUGCAACCAUUGCCACUUAAUGCAAGGGUAUAUUUUGCAAUUAUCUUUCCUUUUUCGUGUAACUGCAACAUGGUUACCCUGAAACUUAACCGAAAGUUAACACACAAAAUAUGCAGUUUUAAUUAGAGUGUAGGUAAUAUUUUAAUAAAUACUUUAUGAAAGAAAUUAAAAUGGGGAAUGGUUGUCUUUAAAUGAACUUUUACCUUAACUAAAUGCUAUUAAAAAUAUGAAUAAGAUGUGACUAAAGUUACGGACCUAUACUAAGAGAUAUUUCCUUUUCAUUUAGAACAAAAUCUUCGCUAACUUAAUACCCAUUUACUGAAUAAACUGCCACAUUGUAGUCAUUUGUGUUAACAUUUAGAUAUUAUUGUACACGCGUGCUUGAUAUGUUGUUAAUAGGUCUUGUCGGACAAUAUAAAUGCACGAGCUGUUAAAUGUCGCCAAUGGCGGCGAGGAGGCAAGCACAAUAAAUACAUAAACUAAAAAAAAACGGGAAAAACAAUAAUUUAGCUUAACAACUUAAUAACAAAAACAGCACUCUGCUCGGACGAUCACCUGUUCGUUGGUCUCCGAUCGCCAGCCGACGACGAGGAUCGUCAUUCCUUUUGGACAGGCACAGGAGUGAACCCUCAUCGCCGCGACUACUGUGCAACUGAAUGAUGCAAAAACCAAAAAAAAACAAAAAAUGGAAAAAAAAAUAUAAAAAUAAAGCAACCUAAGCCCGUUCGCAGUUAUGAGUUUCCACCUGUUCGCGAAUUUAUUGAUUGCCACAUUGACAAAUGAGCCACCCUGCUGUUAUAAAACCAAUUAAAGGAAGGCUCCCUUUUGCAUGCCUCCAGCUCACUGGGAUAUUACGAAUAAAUUAGGUCCGGUGAGAAUUAAUUGGACAGUCGGGCCACCGGACACUCGGUGUGAUAUAUAAAUCAUGGCAGCAAUGCGGCAAUAACAGGAUUAUCCCAACUGCGAAUUAAUUUUGCUUAGAGAAGAAGCCAAGUGCGUCGGCCAGCGAUCUAAAUGCGUCAGAAUCUUGAUUACAGAGAGAGAAAUUUAGAAAGAUAAUAAAAGAACAACAUGAAAAUAUAUAGACAUAUCUAAAGUCUCGGAAUAUUAUUAUUCUAAAUACGUAUUUUAAGAGGUCCUAAUUAUUUUUAAUUAGUUGAAUUUAAACAUCCCGCUAGAAUGUCAAAUUCGACCUUUUUGUGUUUUCCCCGCUGGGCACACUGACACGCACCGUUAGAACGCUUACGCAGAAAAAGCAGGCAGGGUCGAUAAUCCGAGUUUUAAUUUUAUUAUAACUAUUUUAGAAGGAUCAUUAAGGCUGUUAAUAAAUAUAACAGGCAAUAGAUUAUUCAGUAAAAUUUUAAGUAUCACUUAUACUAUAGAUCUCUUUAAGUGCUUCCUUUUCUUUAAGUGUACUAAUUAGAGACACUCUCAGAGAUGCCAAUAAGUAGUCCCCGCGAGGCAGCCAAAAGGCCAGUGUUGAAUGUCCAGUGGCCAGGAAAGAGCACCUGCCAAAGCGGUCGACGCAUCAUUAAUAAUUCCGAGGGAGCGGCUAAGUCAGCCGCACGCAUAAUAACCACGAUUAAAGCAAACAAGGCUCAUUGUCGGUUAAAUGACAAGUUUUGACAACUUGUGAAACGACAAGUGGCCAGCGAGAGCGAUCGGCCCACGGACCUCGGACCAGUGACCACUGACCAGGGGACUUAUACGGAUACGGAUUCGGGUGGGGAAAUGGACGAGGGUAUCGCCGUGGCAGGCAGGCAAGCAGCAGCAGCAGCGGGCAGCGAACGACCCAGUUAAAUUAAUAAUCCGCAUAAUUGGAUAACUUAACUUGGGAGCGAAAGAGAAAGGACAUGGUGACGACAAAAAGAGCGUUAUUUGCUUUGCGCUUAAUAUAUCAUUUAGAUUGUUUCGUUUUGAUAAAAAACGCUGUGAAGACUUUGGCUGUCAUUAUUAUUGUUGUUGUUGUGUUUAUUUUAUCGUAUCCCCGGUGAUUAUUGUUGUUUUUGGCUUGUCAAGAUUGUUAGCUAUUCUAUUCGAAAUGGCGUGGCAAUUAGACCUAUGUAGUUGUCGAUUUGGUCAGCUUUGAUAUUGAUUAGGUUUUAUUUUUGUUCAUAUACUCGUAUGUGUAUCAUGUCCAGUUUAGCGUAAAUAGAAAAUAAUUGUUUCUGUUUCACAAUUAUGUCCCGAAAGAUUGGUGGCUUGUCUCUGAUCACUCUGGGAACUAGCACACCUUUCGAAAGUGAUAGCCUAACUAGAUAGCUUAAUUGGAGGCUUAAAUAUCUGGGGUUAAAUUAGUUUAGCAUUAGUUUAGGUCUGAGCAUGUCGAUGGUUUAGGUAGAGCUUAAAGUUGGUGCUAGGAUGGAGGAAUUAUUAAUAUUUCACGUUGAUUAGGUGAUUUUUUCCUAUUUUAUUCACAUUUUAAGGAAAUAAUAUUGUAUCUUAAGUUAUUAGAUAUUAUAAAACAUUUAAAUACUUUUAUAAUCAUUUUAAAAUUUAUCCUUAUCUAUUAUCUACAUCAACUUACUAUUCCAACCCCCCUUGUCAUUCACUUUUAAUUACUAUUCCCAUUCUAAUGCUUUCUUUUUCGGUAAUUUACAACCAUGUACCAACAUUCACCGAUCGGAAACAAACA
Drosophila eugracilis is the source of this 3928-nucleotide messenger RNA. Its product is annotated as fibrous sheath CABYR-binding protein-like. The transcript has 4 exons. Bases 98 to 1045 code for a protein of 315 amino acids. The record is from RefSeq and is a predicted model, not a curated record. NCBI's taxonomy places the organism in Eukaryota, Metazoa, Arthropoda, Insecta, Diptera, Drosophilidae.